Molecule: messenger RNA, 2308 nt
Organism: Pyricularia oryzae 70-15
Lineage: Eukaryota; Fungi; Ascomycota; Sordariomycetes; Magnaporthales; Pyriculariaceae
Product: glycoprotease pgp1
Exons: 1
Coding region: 172-1962 (596 amino acids)
Biological process (GO): mitochondrial tRNA threonylcarbamoyladenosine modification
Cellular component (GO): mitochondrion
Source: RefSeq, a predicted model, not a curated record
CGUGCGGCGUGAAUCGCCAUCCCAGGAAAUGAGAACAGGUCGAUUUUUUCUUCUUGGGUCAACUUUGCCCAGCUUACAUAAUUGAAAAUAAUUCACAGCGACAUCUACCUUUCUUUCGUUUACGCAAAAUCAUAUUCAAUUGUAGUGAGAUGCCGUGUUAAGUUCAAUACAAUGAAUGCAAUUCGGAUGCUGUCCCGGCGGCGGCCGUUGUUGACCUCCCACGGCUCCCGGCGGUUACUAGAUGUGGCGACAAGGUCACGGCAGCCAGCCAGAUUUGCAUUCGUCGGUUCCUCUACUCCCGAGACAGAGACUGGCAGUAGCAGCAGCGACAGCAGCCCCGGCACCAAGUUCACUCCCAGAGAAACGCUGCUCACGCUCGCAAUAGAAACAUCAUGCGACGACACGUGCGUAGCGCUGGUUGAGAAGGAGCGCGGCCCUGGAGGCGCGGCGAGGGUUCUCUUCCACCAGCGCGCCACGGCUGACAACAGCAUGUUUGGCGGCAUCAACCCGCUGCCGACCCUCGAGUCGCACACCGCCCUGCUCGCCAAGAUGGUCAGGUCCGCCGUGAAUGCGCUGCCGCAGGACGCGGCCACGGGCAACUCCUCUUUCUCGACGGCGUUCACCAGGAGCAAGCCCGACAGUAGCAUCCCCCGUCGCCUCCCCGACUUUGUGUCGGUCACCAGGGGCCCCGGGAUGGCAGCGGCGCUCUCCGUGGGUCUGAGCACGGCCAAGGGGCUCGCCGUCGCCUGGAAGGUGCCGCUCGUUGGCGUCCACCAUAUGCAGGCCCACCUGCUGACGCCCAGGCUCAUGUCGGCCAUGCGGAAGCCGUUUUACGAGUGGGAAAAGGAGAGGGCGGCUUUGACUCGGGAGGCUUUCGUUUCGGAGAAGGAAGAGAAAUCAGGAUCGCUGAAGAAAGCCCGUUCUUCGCAAUCGGACCCGAAGGCGCAGGAUCCAAAGGAAUACGACUGGCCCCGCUAUCCCUUCUUCACCCUCCUCGUUUCAGGCGGGCACACCAUGCUCAUGCGCAGCAAGAACCUCGUCCAGCACUCGACCGUCGCCGAAGUCGAAGGCUUCGCGGCCGGCGACGCGCUCGACAAGUGCGCGCGCGCCAUCCUCCCGCCCAAAUACCAAGGCAAGACCAGCAGCUUCGGACAACUGCUCGAGGAGUUUGUGUUCCCCAAGAACCUCAAGGAUUACAGCAGCGUGUACAGAGCGCCCAGAAACCGCGCGGAGCACAGCUCCACCGUGUCCCCGCGGCGGCGCGUCCUCAUGGACCGCGCCGCCGAGAGGCGGUCCCCCCUCAACAUCAUCUACACAGAAGAAAACGGGCCCAGGUACCCCUGGGCGCUCAAGCCGAUGAUGGCCGAGUCGCGCGAGAUGAAGUACGCCUUUGGCGGGCUCCUCGAUCAGGUGCUGCGCAUAGUCAAGGAGAGGACGGCGGCCGGCGCCUUUGACUUGGAGGAGCGCCGCGUCCUUGGCUACGAGACCAUGAGGAUCAUGUUUGAGCACCUCGCGUCGAGGGUGGUGCUCUCCCUCACGUCCUACCGGGACAGUAGUAGAAAGAAGAACCCCGGACAAGGACCAACCGCGGCGAGGCUGCUGAUGUCGGGUGGCGUGGCGAGCAACAAGUUCCUGCGCUACGUCGUGCGCAGUAUGCUCGAGGCGUACCACUUCAACCCCGUCCAAGUCAUCGGACCGCCACCUCACCUGUGCGUCGACAACGCGGCCAUGAUCGGCUGGGCGGGCCUGGAGAUGUUUGAGGAGGGCUUCACCACGGACCUGGGCGUGCUGCCGAAGAAGAAGUGGUCGCUCGACCACAAGGUCGAAGGUGGCAUCUUGGGAUCGGGUGAUUCCCCGACCAGUCCCUACGACGGCUGGAUCCAUAACUCGAUGCCUACUGUCAAAGAUGACAAGAUGGCUAACGUGGUUAACGUGAUUGGCCAUAGGCAAAAAGAUGACUAAUUGUUGACCUUUGGCCAAUAAAUUGCGAGGUGUAGGACUCGGGAUACAAAGUUGUCUAUUCGUUGGACACGGGAACGGCACUGAGCUCAAAAUGUAUGUAUAAGAAGAAGAAAAAAAAUGUAUCAUAUGUAUAUUACAGGCAACUACAUCGAGGCUGUUAUCAAAGCAAUGAGAACUAGACCAGAGCAGUAUAUCAAAGCUUCUGGCUUGGUAGAUGUGAGAUUGGGAAAAUGCUCCGAAGGGGUACAGUUCUCGAUCAGCACACCCCUUUUGUCUUUCCGGGCAUUCCUCUUUCCCCAGCUCUCGACUCUGUAGCCUUGGUCGCCACCCAGCGUUGUCUACCCGG